AUGAGGACAGUUCAGCAAGGAUUCAUCGAAGUUGCAGGGCGUUGCGCCGAGUACUUAUUCGCACAAAUCUACAACCACAGCUCCAAGACAAUCCCUCUACAACAUCCGGUGGAACCAACUUAUGAAUCCCUUCCUCUAGCCUCUUCAAACGAAAUGAAAGAAAUUCCUAUCUUUAAUGCGCCCUCUUGGCAGAAUACAACUUUGGUCUACGAACCGAUUGGGUGUGAAAUAGGCUUGAAUAGAACUUGGGGAGACGUAGUCAUCGCCCAGGCCCAACAGAUUUGGAUGAGCCAGUUUAACUCAGUCAACUAUCGUCUCGAGGCGAACGUUACCUUAUCUGGGCCGGAAAUCAUUUUGUCGUCUGACUGUGCCGAGAAGUGCCUGAGCAGCAUCUACAAAUCGAAGUGUAAUGGAUUCAUGUUCAACCCAAGACGGCUCAUCUGCGAGCUCCAGCUGGUGCCGGACCCUUUCACGUGGAAAGACAUGCAUACAGACCAAUACCUAAGCGAGCAUAAGCAAGCGUACAAAGUGAAUAUUAUGAACAGGUUCAACGGCAUUGGUACAAUUUUCCGCGAGCCCAACGACACAACGGGGCUGGUCCCAGAAUCACAAAUGACCGCAGAAAGGUGUGCUCUCAAAUGUCUGCCCGGUCCUCUACUCACAGACUGCUUGGGCUUUGACUUGUGCCCUGGACCUACAUGCUAUCUACUCACGGAUCCUGGCAAGAUCACCGAAGAAACAGUCUACCCACAAUCGGAGGAAAACUCUACAGCUUGCAAGCGGUAUACACACGAUGUCUCGAAAGGGUUUAAAACACCCAUCACACUGAACGAAAUGUCCUUGGACGGCCUUCUUGUCUACGAAAAAAUGGGCCUAACCGAAUGCGCGUCUCGGUGUCUUCAGGAGUUUCCAAACGACUGCAUAGGUUUCAUGCUCUGCCCUCAUGCAGAGAAAGAGGAUUUCAGCGAGGAUUGUGUCGUGGUGAGGCUGUCGAACAAAUUGGUCUACGGACGGGGACAUGGCGACAAGCGGUGCGAUUACUUUGAGUGUAAGGCCAACUCUUCAUUCAUCUUGUGA
Protopolystoma xenopodis is the source of this 1077-nucleotide messenger RNA. NCBI's taxonomy places the organism in Eukaryota, Metazoa, Platyhelminthes, Monogenea, Polystomatidea, Polystomatidae. The record is from the annotation of a GenBank genome assembly.